Messenger RNA from Quercus robur (English oak), 1188 nucleotides. Its product is annotated as 2-hydroxyisoflavanone dehydratase-like. The coding region runs from base 142 to 1077 and encodes 311 amino acids. The record is from RefSeq and is a predicted model, not a curated record. The transcript has a single exon. Lineage: Eukaryota; Viridiplantae; Streptophyta; Magnoliopsida; Fagales; Fagaceae. Gene Ontology annotation, molecular function: hydrolase activity.
UAUACUAAUUUUGAUACGUUUCAAAUCACAGCACGAUUAUAUUAAGGUAUCGAAUUCCGGACCCUAUAAUUCCAAACCUAUCUCUCAUUCUCUUUUCUCUCAAAAACUCAGUCACCACAUCUUUGUUUUUUUUUUCUUACAAUGGAUUCAAGCACCAACAACGAAACAACCCACGAAUUCCCACCUUUCUUCAAAGUCUACAAAGAUGGUCACGUUGAAAGGUACAUGACCCCAGAACGUGCUGCCACCGGUGGUCACCUCCGUGCACCCACAGGGCUAGACUCCGAAACCGGAGUUCAAUCCAAAGACGUCGUCGUUUCGCCGGACUCAGGCGUAUCAGCCAGACUCUUCAUCCCCAAGAUCAACGGCCCAGAUCAGAAGUUUCCUCUAGUCGUUCACUACCACGGUGGAGGCUUCUGCCUUGGAUCACCUUUCAUGAAAACCUUUCACAACUUUCUUGUUUCCUUAGCCUCAGAAGCCAAUGUGGUCGUUAUUUCCGUUGACUAUAGGCUGGCCCCAGAGCAUGCUCUACCAAUCGCACAUGAAGAUUCCUGGGCCGCGAUGCAGUGGAUCUCAGCCCACUCAAAUGGGCAAGGACCCGAACCGUGGUUGAACCAGUACGCGGAUUUCGGGCGGGUUUUUGUGGCUGGUGAGAGCGCUGGAGCUAAUAUUGUUCAUUACGUGGCAGUCCAAGCUGGCGCUACGGGAUUGGCUGGUCCUAAUAUCAUUGGGACAAUCAUAUUGCACCCAUAUUUUGGUGGCAAAGAGAAUGAUAAAAUGAUUGAUUACAUGUACCCAACAAGUGCCGGGUUCAAGGAUCCGAUACUGUACCCGGAAGUGGAUCCGAAUUUGUCGAAGAUGGCUGGUAAGAAAGUGCUGGUUUGUGUGGCAGAGAAGGAUGGGCUGAAAGAUAGAGGUACGGGUUAUUGUGAAACAUUGAAAAAAAGUGGUUGGAAUGGUACUGUGGGAUUUUUUGAGAGUGAAGAAGAGGGGCAUGGGUUUUUUCUGUUGAAUCCCAGUAGUGACAAGGUGGGGCCACUGUUGAAAGUCAUGGUUGAUUUCAUAAAUCAGAACUAAGUUAAUAAUGUUGUUGGUUUGUCCUUCUAUGUAGACUUUGAAUCGUAAGUUGGUGAGCUAUGAGUGUCUUUUGAUAUUUUGUUAUGUGAAAAUAAAUGCGUUUGUUGAGUA